UCCGAGUGAGAACCCCCCUUAAACCCUAGUUCCUCAAAUGCUGUGAUCUACAGCUCAGUCAGCUAAACCCCAUGGCCUUAGCAAGAAACCUUCUCUUUCGUCGCUUGCAUUCGCUUCUGGAGCCCCAAAAUGUCGCCUUCGUCUAUCACAUUAUCCUUUCAAACCCUCCUCACUCCUACAAAAUCCCUCCGUCUCAUCGCAGACCCUUCGCCUCUUCCUCUCAAGCCCUCGCAGAAUCAGACCGAAAGCAUGCCUUAAAGUCGUUGCAUUCUCUUUUUCAGAGACCUCCAGAACGGAGAAGCGUUCCGAAAAACGAGAAGCUCAAGGGAAAAUUGAAACGGGAUGAAGCCGCUGGUUUAUCUGGGAAAACAGGGAGCAAGGGCAGUGAAGUUGGAACCGUAAAAGACGUCGAGAAGAAGAAGAAACCGGAGAAGAAAUUGGUGAAAUCCAGGCAAUCGAAAGUAAAAUUCAUAGAAGAGGAGGAGAUCGGUAAGGGGGAGCUCCAGGAAAAUCCGAAAGAAGGUGAAGCCGGGGGUUUGUCGGAGAAGACAGAGCAUAAGAAAAGUGAAGUUGGACGCGUAGAAGACAAAAAGAAGAAGCCGAAGAAGAAAUUGAAGAAACCCAGGGAAGUAAAAUUCAUAGAGGAGGAGGAGGGGGUAGUUAAGGUGGAGCAGCCAAAGAAACCUGAACCAAAGAGAUUGUAUGAUUUGUUUGGUCAAGGGGAGGAAUCGAAGGAAGCUAAUCUGGGGAGAUUAAGUCAUGGAAUCACUCCUGUUGAUGAAACGCAUGAAGAAGUGAAACAGAGGGAGCCAGUUGGUUUAAAGAAGCUUUCGUUGGACAUGGAAACGUUUCUAUCUUAUUUAUACAAAGAAGGGUAUUUUAGAGAUGCCAAAACAGUUUGAUCUUAGCUUGUUCGAUAUUGAAUACGCCCGGCAUUAUACAUUGUCAGCGGUGCAGAAGUUCUGCAGAGACAAGCAAGAAAUCUCCAAAUGGCUUUCAGGAAGUCAUCUGAAAGAGGUGGCAAUGUUUGGCUGCCCGUCUGCCAAGAGGUCUCAAGUCAAUCCUUGCAAAAGACUGCGAUACUUUUUUAAGAUUCCAGAGAACACUGUUUGCAGUAGAUGCAUGCUGAGAGAUUCAUGCAAGUUUGCGGAUCAAAGUGUUUGGCGGACUGAUAGCAACAAUUUGGAUCUGGCUAUGGCAAUGAAGGUCAUUUGCUCUUAUGCCUUGUCUUUAGUGCAUCCUCAGCUGGUUGUUCCAGAUAAAGUAAACAAUUCAGUCAACCAGUUGCUAAAGGAGGUUCUGAAACUGAGUAAAACCUUAUGAUAAUGGUUCUGGGUAUAUAACCAAAAAUGAUACGCCUUUUUCCCCCUACCUCACAAUUUUAUCUGAAGAAUUAAGAUAUAUACAGAACAUGUGAUGACCUGAUGAAUUACAGCCUUCAAGUUAUAGGGGAUUCAUCUGUGAUCGGUUGCAAAUGUAAUCAGGCCUUACAAAUCCUUUUGAAGAUUGCUUUUCCGACUAGCCAAGCAUUAUAUUUGCAAUACAAAUCAAGAAAAAAAUGAUCCCAUGUCUGCAAAAUUAAUAAAUAAAAAAAAAAUUCUCACA
Neltuma alba is the source of this 1605-nucleotide messenger RNA. Its product is annotated as FK506-binding protein 4. The transcript has 3 exons. The record is from RefSeq and is a predicted model, not a curated record. NCBI's taxonomy places the organism in Eukaryota, Viridiplantae, Streptophyta, Magnoliopsida, Fabales, Fabaceae. Bases 72 to 902 code for a protein of 276 amino acids.